Molecule: messenger RNA, 1897 nt
Organism: Mya arenaria
Lineage: Eukaryota; Metazoa; Mollusca; Bivalvia; Myida; Myidae
Product: protein c-Fos-like
Exons: 4
Coding region: 123-857 (244 amino acids)
Biological process (GO): regulation of transcription by RNA polymerase II
Cellular component (GO): nucleus
Molecular function (GO): DNA-binding transcription factor activity, RNA polymerase II-specific; RNA polymerase II cis-regulatory region sequence-specific DNA binding
Source: RefSeq, a predicted model, not a curated record
UAAUAAUAUAGCUUUAAUAUUCUAAAAGGAUGAAUAAAUGUCGAAAACAAUUGAUUUUAUGAAGGAUACCUAGUUUAAUUUGAAGGAAAUGAGCAUCAAACACGCCUAGAUCCAGCUGAAAGAUGCUGUAUAAGCAUCAGAAAUCCAGAAUAGACUGUUACACUACCAUGGAGGAAGAUAAACACGCGCAAGUUGUUCCGUCAGUGGUACCCACCGUUGUUAGCGGAUUAUUUGACAAUUCGGAGUCAGAUGAAAACACUGACUAUUCAACGUCAGAUAAUGUUGGACAAUGCAGCACAAUAAACGCAAGUGACAUUAGAUCUGAUGCAAGGUCUGUGAACAGUGUCGGGAAAUACUCACAUUUAAAUUCUAAUGGUGCAUGUGGAUAUACAAAUACAAGUUAUACCUCUGAAGUCGUUGUAUCAGAUUCCGGCAGUGAUGACGUCGAUGACGUCACACGACGUGAGCUUUUAGAAAACGGGUUGACGCCGUUUAUAAAAGAGGAAUUGAAAUAUUCCAUUCAGACAAAACGGUUAAAAGAGGGAAAGCAGGAAUUGAAAGUGGAAUUUAGUCCCCCACCGGACGAUGUGCUUACACCGGAAGAGGAAGAGCGUGUGGAAAAACGGCGCGUGCAGAACAGAAUGGCCGCGCGCCGCUUCCGGGACAAACAGAAAGAAAGAGCCCACACUUUGCAGAAGGAGUGUCAUCGACUACAAAGCAUUCAAACGGAGUUGAGGUACGAACUGGCGCAGGUACGAAAGGAAAGGGACGAAUUCCGCCAGGCGCUUGAACAACACAUGGCCGCUUGCCCGCUACAGUUUCCCGCGCGUUUCCAUGCGUCAACUUCGAACUCUUGACAACAUGUGAACACUGUCAACUAUUUUACUGUCAACUAUUUUUAGAAACAGACGUGAUGUCAACAUUUUACCUCACAGGAGCUGAUAUUAGACAGGAACACGUCUUUAUGACUUUCCCUGAAAUUGCAUUCAGGCAUAUCUAAACAAAUUCGGUUUCCGGCGUUUUUAUUGCUAGUCCAAUAUUUUUGUGAUCGUUAUUUUAUCACAUUUUGUAAUACACAUAAAUUAUCUGAGGACUGACGCGUUUACAUGUAGACCCGUGACAAUUUAGCGACGGGUGUCAGUGUGAAAAGGAUCAUCAGACAUAUCUUUAUCAAUAAAAUAAUAAAAAAAACAUAUUGAUUCCUGAAAUACCGAACCGUUAUUUAUUGACAUCUUCAUUGGAAACAAACACGAUUGUUUUUGGCCUCAUCAGAAGAUUACAAGACUUCUAAAAACGUGACAUUUCGAGAGGAAUUUCGUCAUAAAAAGUGGGGUCAUAUACUGGAACGUUUCGACAUUGAAAUAUAAUUUCAAUUUACUCAUCACGACAUGCCUGGUUUUUAAAUGAUCAUAUGAACAACUCGGGUUGUCAUCGACAUUUAAAGACAAUUGUUUGGCAUUUAAGUCAAAUGACAGGCUGUUAGCAAGGAAGUAAACUCGAUUUCGACCUUUGAAAUCUAUAUUCUCCAUAUCAUUUGUCAGUAUAUAUAUAUAUAAAAAAAAUUUGACACUGUUACAACUUUGUAAACACUCAAGUAUACAUGCACCCUUAUUUAUUGUUACAUUUUUUUGCAAAAAAUACAAAAUAAAAUGAUAUUAGUGUUGUUUUUGAUAUGAGAUAAACAUUUUGCUUAAUAUAUAUAUAUAUAUAUAUAUAUAUAUAUAUAUAUAUAUAAACUCCUAAGCUCGCAUGAUUAAAGCAGAAUAAUUUUGCUCAUAAAUUUUGAAACCAGCUGCAUUUAAUGCUUCAUUUUAAAAACAGCAUCUUAUUAAACAUCAAUAUACAACUGAAGUAAUAUCUCAAAGUUCAAUUUAAGAAGAUUGUGUUUGAUGAAGUC